AAGCAUUGUGUGACGUGACCGGGGUUUCUUAUAGAAUAAUAAUAGUCUGUCACGGAUGCAUCGAUUGCGUCUCAUGUUCUUUUUUUGCCUGCCUCUGGCCUGCCUCCUAGACCGGGCGUCGUGCAAAGGCAGAGCCGCAAAAUGAAUGGGGUCCGGUUCGGUUCGGUGGGUUGAGAACCGUUCGUUCGUGGAGGGACGAACCGGCGAAAAUCUUAUGAUGGGUGCACUUUACCACACCACACCACACCACACCACUACAGUACGAGGCGCGAGGGAAGCCUGGAUUUCUGGUCGCCUUUUUUUACUUCUCUCGCCCCCUUCCGGUGCGAAAGAACUCUUCAGUCCAUUUUCUCACAUAAAAUCGCUACAUGCAUACAAUAAACCCCGGACCGACGCGCGUUGUCAUCUUGAUGGGGUAUAUUCGGUAACUAGUAGAAAGGACGAGGUUGGCGAUCAGGCUCUCGGGGCUUGUUGCUAUCUAUGGAUAGAGUAUGUAGGUUGGUUGAUAGAGCCUCGUGCGUGCCCCGCGAUUGUGUGCGCUUGUGUGUGCGCGCGUCGUGCGGGGUCAUUCCCGUCCGUCUCACGGUUCCACCUCUCUCUGCAUUUGGCAGAUGGAACGGCAGGACGACGGCCAAGGAAAAGAGCUGUUCUCCCUCGAUAUAUUGCCUGUUCGUCUGCCUUGCAGGAUCUUGACUGGGCCUUUGCCAUAAAUAAAUGCAAAGCACCUAUUUAUUUGGUAGUGAGGUGCAAAGUAGGUUUGUGGGAUGGAAAACAGCCCCCAAAUAGACGCCAGUUUCAUCUCCCCCUUUUACCGAGUACAAUACGGACAGUGCAGCUUUCGUCUUUCUUGCGCCUGAGGAGCUUUGGCCUGGCCGAACGAACGGUGCGAGAGUCAUGGCCGAGCCGUAAUGCAUGGCAGACAGGGUUAUGCGAUUUCUAGGCAGCCGCGCCCCACCCGCCCACCUCGAAUCGAAUUUCGAUUUCAUCCUGUGCGGGUUAGCUUUUGCCCACUGGUUUGCGCGCGCACAACAUGGCCGAUAUGACGUAAGUUACGGUGUGUCACGUUGUACCGCGCCCUUCACCGAACACGGCCGUCAUUUGCGCGGUCCAAAGAGCAUAAAGAUACGCGCGAGUAUCCCUGUGCGGCGCCUUGGUGAUACGGCACAUCCGUCUGCAUCGUGAAG
Messenger RNA from Lasiosphaeria miniovina, 1184 nucleotides. RefSeq lists its product as uncharacterized. The record is from RefSeq and is a predicted model, not a curated record. Bases 146 to 940 code for a protein of 264 amino acids. Lineage: Eukaryota; Fungi; Ascomycota; Sordariomycetes; Sordariales; Lasiosphaeriaceae. The transcript has a single exon.